AUGCCACCAGUUACCCUCCCACCGCCCUGGCACUCCCCCAGGAUUACCUCACACUGGGUACCUCACGCGCCACUUCUGACGCACUUUCACCCCACCUCCCGCCUGUCACCGAUAGGUAGCUGCGGCCAUCGCAACGACGAUUCAAUUGCCUGGGCCACGCAGCAGGCACAGCAUCAGCCACUCGAUUUACCGAAACAGUCUCCCACAAAUGACAUGGCACCGGACUUGAACUCUCUUCCUUCAUCUCCUCCAUCUCUACCCAUCCGAUCCAGAAUGUCAUCCUCCAACGGCGAAGCCCCUCUCCCUCCCGCGUCUGGCGGUCCAGCUCCUCGUGGGGAGUCCCCCGCUGGCUCACCGCGACGGCAGUCAACUUCGCUGCAGGCCGCGGCUACAUUGAACGCUAGCCUUCAGAGCGAACCGUCUCGACGUAUGUGUGUUGACGAACGCAUCAGGAUUACUUUGCUAAUUGACCAAGGCUCCUCCAGCGGUUCCGUAUCCCGAAAUCGACAGUCACCCAACGCCGGCCGAAGGCUGUCCACGGUUCUUAUGAACCUACAACUUAACGAUCCUUCUCUUCCUGGCCCAGGUGAGAUGGUCGCAGAUGCCCAACACGGGCAGUCUGGCGGUGCGACCACUGCCAGUCAGCAGCCAGUGGGAACCUCCCCGAUGAUGGUUCCCGGUGGUGAUCCCCAUCACAAUCGUGCGCCCAGCCUGGGAGAGCUCCACCAGGAGCUUGAAGCCGAACAGGAAGCUCAAGUUAACCGCCUGCUCCACAUGAUCCGUCAGCAGCAGCUCCAACUCCAGCAUCUCCAGGCUGGCCAGGGACAGAGUUCUUCCGCCGUUGAAGACUCUGCCAUUGCUUCUGAGAGAUCUAAUCAAGGUACCCACAUUUCGCAGCAGCCAUCGGGUUUCACUCCGCUGCCUUCCUCGGGCUCCUUCUCGCGGUCACCGGUUGUGCCCCAUCCCCGGAGCUCUUUCGAUAUGGCGAGGGCAGAUAUCCAGCGCCGCUCCAGGACCCCGAGUCGUGGCGCCUCUCCGAGGCUACGCUCGACAUCUAUAAGCGGUGACAGCGGCGAACAGUAUACUCUCGGAGGUCGAGACGAAAGCGCCUUUUAUCAAGCCGAGACCCAGAUGCUGGUCAGGGAGAACCAGAUGCUCCGCCACCGCAUACGAGAUUUGGAGAAACAAUUGACAGACAUGCUGCCUGCAACCAGCACCCAAGGCAACCCCAGCGAGCCCGCCCAUCCAUCUCAACUCAGAGCUGCUGCUGUUGGGGAUGAGGACACAACUACGCCCUCGAUCACUCAAGGUUCAAGCGAGUUAGCGAAGGAGGCGUGA
This is a messenger RNA of Colletotrichum orchidophilum, 1338 nucleotides long. RefSeq lists its product as uncharacterized. Lineage: Eukaryota; Fungi; Ascomycota; Sordariomycetes; Glomerellales; Glomerellaceae. The record is from RefSeq and is a predicted model, not a curated record. The transcript has 4 exons. Bases 1 to 1338 code for a protein of 445 amino acids.